ACCACCGCGGCCCUGCGCGGCGCCGUCACGCUGCCGCUGGCGGCCUACCAGCACUACGUCCUGGCCAAGGUGGAAAAUUUGCAACCAGAAAUAAAAAAUAUUGCACAGCAUCUUAACCAAGAAGUUGCAGUUCGUGCAAAUCAGUUGGGAUGGUCCAAAAGAGUUGCCAGGCUCACUUAUCUACAGAAUAUGCGGAGACUCGUUUCAGAGCUAUAUGUUCGGGAUAACUGCCACCCUUUCAAAGCCACAGUGCUGGUCUGGAUUCAGCUUCCCAUGUGGGUCUGCAUGUCUGUUGCUCUCCGGAAUUUUAGCACAGGAGCAACACAUUCAGAAGGUUUUUCUGUUCAGGAGCAGUUAGCUACUGGUGGAGUCCUAUGGUUUCCUGACCUCACUGCACUAGAUUCCACUUGGAUUCUGCCUGUCUCCGUUGGUGUCAUCAAUUUAAUAAUAAUAGAGAUUUUUGCUCUACAAAAAAUUGGAAUGUCUCGUUUUCAGUCGUAUGUUACCUACUUUGUUCGGGCAAUAUCAGUGUUGAUGAUUCCGAUUGCUGCGACCGUACCUUCUUCGAUUGUUCUCUACUGGCUGUGCUCCAGCUUCAUGGGCCUUUCACAGAAUUUGCUGCUGCGUUCUCCUAGGUUUCGCCAACUUUGCCGGAUACCAUUGACCAAGGGAGAUUCAGACACUCCUUAUAAGGACCUCUUUGCUGCCUUUUACAUCAAGCUCAUUUCAAGAAAAUAACAUACUUUUCAGCAGUUUUAAAACAGUUACAAGUGUCACUACCACCUUAAUACACUUAGAGAUUUAUUCAGAUAUGAUUUAAUGUGCCUUUAUUUAAAAUCAUGAACUCUGUAAAGUACUGUGGGUUAAAAUAUAAUCCAGUUAUAUUUGACAAUACUUAAAAUCUUUUAAAUGUUAGAAAUGUUGUAUGUUUAAUUGUAUUGUAAGAAUAUAUAACUUUCUGGUUCUGUUUAUAAAAUUACAACUUGCUAGAGGUGGUAGAAAUUUGGAGAACAGGAUUAGAUACUGAAUGACAUCAACUUAUACUGAACAGUCCCACACAUUAAAAUUUUGUAAAACAAGAGAAUCCAAUGAGGUGAUUCUUAAAAUUUUGGAGGUGUGACUGAUCAUAGACCUGUUUGAGCAUCUGAUAAAACUAUGGUUUUCUCUUUAGAAAAAUCCUCAGACUGACAACAUGGGGGCCUUCAUUGGCCACUGCCCUGAAAUGCCUCUGGUAACUCCUGGUUAAGAAAUCGUAUUC
Miniopterus natalensis is the source of this 1258-nucleotide messenger RNA. It is a transcript of the gene COX18, whose product is annotated as cytochrome c oxidase assembly factor COX18. Gene Ontology annotation, cellular component: mitochondrial inner membrane. Gene Ontology annotation, molecular function: membrane insertase activity. Lineage: Eukaryota; Metazoa; Chordata; Mammalia; Chiroptera; Miniopteridae. The record is from RefSeq and is a predicted model, not a curated record. Gene Ontology annotation, biological process: protein insertion into mitochondrial inner membrane from matrix; mitochondrial respiratory chain complex IV assembly.